GAGUUAGAGGUGGAGUGCGAGGAUAGGGAGGAAUGCUGGCGAAAGAGGACAGGCCUCGAGCGAGAGGCGAACAGUAGGGGACGGAGAGAGCAGAGGGAUGGAUAAGUAUGGCAGUCCGAAGAAACGAAUGAAAAUAGAUUUCAGGAAGGCACUUAGCAAGGCAUUUUGCAAGGCGCUAGGAAUAUGAUGUGAAGAGGAUGAUAUUGAACUUAUACAAUAUCUGUUGAAGACUAUUGUUUAUGUGUCAACUAUGCUUUGCACCUGAUGGGGGUGUUUCAUAGAGUCUUUCUUCAAUUAUAGUUAACUCCAUUCUUUCUUAUUGGCGACAAGGGACUGAUCUUUUUGACAGUUCUCUUCAUAGCCAUUCCCUAGAACCUCGCUUAGCUGUUUGGGUAUAGCUGGCUCCUGCCUUGAGCAUGGCUACAGCCCCUGCAGUGCCUCCGCCAAGCGUUGCUCACGCAUAUCUAUCUACGAACCCCGUCACGUCUCCUGUCUCAGUCGUCAGUGCUCUGAGCGGUCAACCCAACUCGCAGAUCAUGUCCCAAGUGGCCCUAGCAGGAGGAGUCUCCAUGCCUCUGACUAGCUCAGCUCAAGGACCUCCCGGCACCAUCACAGUCGUGAAUCACAUCCCUGUGGUCCAAGCCUUCGCUGCAGAUGCUGGCUGGACGCAGCCGAGCAACAGCAGCCUCUUGAAUCACAUGCCCGUCAGUUCGGGACUAAAGCGCAGGGCCUCGGGAGAACAGGAUGGCAGUCCUGUGGGGAUGAAUCCUCUCGGUCAGACGCAGAGGAGGAAGGAGUCGCACAAUGCAACGGAGCAGAAGAGGAGGCAAAGAAUAAACGACAAGAUGAACGAGCUGAAAGAGCUCCUGCCUGGCUGUCGAGAGGCGCCGG
Molecule: messenger RNA, 891 nt
Organism: Guillardia theta CCMP2712
Lineage: Eukaryota; Cryptophyceae; Pyrenomonadales; Geminigeraceae
Exons: 3
Molecular function (GO): protein dimerization activity
Source: RefSeq, a predicted model, not a curated record